Molecule: messenger RNA, 493 nt
Organism: Perognathus longimembris pacificus (Pacific pocket mouse)
Lineage: Eukaryota; Metazoa; Chordata; Mammalia; Rodentia; Heteromyidae
Gene: Ndufs6
Product: NADH:ubiquinone oxidoreductase subunit S6
Exons: 4
Coding region: 47-388 (113 amino acids)
Biological process (GO): mitochondrial electron transport, NADH to ubiquinone
Source: RefSeq, a predicted model, not a curated record
AGCGCGGCGCGCCUGCGUCGGCGCCGGGUCAAGGGUCGCCGGGAAGAUGGCGGCGCUGGUGACCUUCCGCCGGCUGCUGCCCCGGGGUGUUCGGAGCUUCGGGGUGCAGCUGGCGCCGACGGGAGAGAAGAUCACGCACACCGGGCAGGUCUAUGAUGAUAAAGACUACAGGAAAGUUCGAUUUGUAGGUCGUCAGAAAGAGGUCAAUAAGAACUUUGCCAUCGAGCUGAUAGCAGAGCAGCCUGUGAGUGAGGUGGAGCACCGGGUGAUCGCCUGCGACGGAGGCGGGGGCGCCCUCGGUCACCCCAAGGUCUACAUAAACCUGGACAAAGAGACAAAAACGGACUGUGGCUACUGUGGCCUGCAGUUCAAGCAGCACCCUCACUAGCGGGGCGGGGGCCCCGGGGCCUGUGCCACGCGCGCUGCGGUGAGGCGGAGGCCGGAGGGCGCCGGUGCUCCCAGCGCUGAAUAAAGGCAACCCCGUCUGCACGGC